UACCUGUCUCACUCACACCCGUCAGUUUUUAUUGUGAAAUUGUGCGUAAAAAUUGUUGUUUGUAAAAAUGUUAUUUUUCUGAAUAAAAAACAAUAAAAUGACCAUCAUGAGGACUUUCUUCCGUGCCCUGACUAUCCAGCUACCGCUCAAGCACUACAUCAGGGGCUGUCAUACUGCGGAUGCGGUACGAGUUCGAUUCGCCCCGAGCCCGACAGGAUUCCUCCACCUUGGUGGCCUCCGGACUGCCCUGUACAACUACUUAUUCGCCAAAGCGCAUCAGGGAACGUUUAUCGUGCGAAUUGAGGACACAGAUCAGACGCGGAUUGUCGAAGGAGCAACUGAGCGGCUCCUAGGGGACCUAGAAUGGGCAGGAUUGCUCCCAGAUGAGAGCCCAUUGAAGGAUGGAGAGUAUGGCCCAUACAUUCAGAGCCAACGCCUUGAAAUCUACCACAGAGAAGUGAAAAAACUCCUGGACAAUGGAACGGCUUACUAUUGUUUCUGUUCCGAGAGGCGCUUGGAGCUUCUCCGGAAGGAAGCUCUCCGGUUGCGUCAGGUGCCCAAGUAUGACAAUCGCUGUCGUCACCUAACCCCUGGGCAGAUUGCUAAGAAACUCGCGGCAAAGGAUACAUUUUGCAUCAGAUUCAAACUCAGGGAAUCCGAUGAGGGUUUCCGGGACAUGGUUUAUGGGGAUUUGACGUACAAUGUGGCUCUCAAUGAGGGAGAUCCGGUGAUUGUAAAGUCCGACGGUUACCCUACGUACCAUUUUGCCAAUGUUGUCGAUGAUCAUCUCAUGAAAAUCACGCAUGUUCUACGAGGAGUUGAAUGGCAGGUUUCCACGACAAAGCACCUCCUGAUGUACAGGGCAUUUGGUUGGGAACCACCUACAUUUGCCCACCUCCCUCUCAUCAUGAAUGCCGAUGGGUCGAAGCUGAGUAAGCGUCAGGGAGACAUUCAAAUAGACUACUACCGGAAGCAGGGAAUCCUCCCUUCCGCUCUCAUUAACUACAUCAUCCAAGCUGGAGGAGGAUUUGACAUAGAUCCCGCGGAAAAGCUCCGGGUUUACCCAAUGAAGGAGCUCGUGGAGAAAUUUGACAUUUCCCGCGUUAAUUCUCACUCAUCCCGCCUCAAUCCUGACCAUUUCAAUGAUCUCAAUCGCUGGGAGAUCAAGAGGCACGUUGAAGAUCCCGAACUCUGCCCCAAAGUCAUCGACAAUCUCCGCCAGAUGAUCCAGGAAGCCUACCCAAAUCACAAUCUCGAUCUCAGCGCCGAUCACAUCCGGACUGUCCUCCAGUGGGCCUCCAGCACUUCCAACCGCCUAACAACCCUCAAUCAGCUCGUUGAGGGUAAUCUGGCCUUCCUCUGGAUCGUCCCGAAGCUCACCAAGACCGAACUAACCCCCCAAAUUCUCGAUGAGCUCAUCACGCGGCUUGAGAGUGAGAAUUUCACGCGAGAAAAUCUCCAGAGUCUCCUCAAGGAAUUCUCCACCCGAAACAAUCUCACCUUUGGCAACUUUAUGCGCUCCCUCCGGACAAUGCUGAGCGGUCUCAAGGAGGGUCCGGGAGUGGCUGAAAUGAUGGAGAUUCUCGGGAAGAAGAGCACCAUUCAGCGCAUUUUAGUUUUGAGAAAGAAAACCUAAUUUACCAGCUAAAUGUAUUUAUUUCUUGGGAUUAAUACACGAGAUUAAUUAUA
Molecule: messenger RNA, 1689 nt
Organism: Lutzomyia longipalpis
Lineage: Eukaryota; Metazoa; Arthropoda; Insecta; Diptera; Psychodidae
Gene: GluRS-m
Product: probable glutamate--tRNA ligase, mitochondrial
Exons: 2
Coding region: 98-1636 (512 amino acids)
Biological process (GO): glutamyl-tRNA aminoacylation
Molecular function (GO): zinc ion binding; ATP binding; tRNA binding
Source: RefSeq, a predicted model, not a curated record